Messenger RNA from Helianthus annuus (common sunflower), 1200 nucleotides. Its product is annotated as early nodulin-75-like. The record is from RefSeq and is a predicted model, not a curated record. NCBI's taxonomy places the organism in Eukaryota, Viridiplantae, Streptophyta, Magnoliopsida, Asterales, Asteraceae. The coding region runs from base 1 to 1200 and encodes 399 amino acids. The transcript is spliced from 3 exons.
AUGGAAGGAUCAAAAGCGAAAAUACCGCCAAGAGUGAGAGGCCGAGGAGGAAGAGGAAGAACACCAAUUUUGACUAGGAACGACCAUGAAGCCGGACCAUCACACCGGCGUACACCAUCCGCUUCUUACGGAUCAAGUCCUCACGAAGACUGGAGGACAUACAUUGAGCCUGCGAGGCACUCUGUCUCACUCAGCUUCUCUCCAUCCUAUCAUCAUUCCUUUGGGCCGCACCAGGAGGAUGAGCCCAAUGACUCUCAUCACUCUUACAUUCCUCUGCAACGAUCGGGUUCACAUCAUUCUUUCCAGAACUCGACACCUUAUUUUCAAAGCCAGUUCAACCCGAUGAACCGGAUAGAAGAACCAGAGGGACACAACCCUUUAGGACCGACUGAUCAUUUUCUGGAGUAUCAAAACAUGGAUGUGGACGAAGAUCCAGAUCCUGAGAUGCCACCAUCUGGGACGCCGACGCAUCCCAUUGAAAUAUCUAGCAGAUCAUCCUUCCAUGGUUCGCCUUACAGGGGCCCUGAUAUUUGGGCCGAAAGAUGGGCUUCAUACAAAUGGGAGUAUACUCCCCCUCACCGCAACUCGCCACCACACCAGCAGGUCCCUUCUGAGGACCCACAUUUUCAGGCGGUCACGCCACCGCCACCACCAGCGCCUGAGCAGCCACCGCCUCCCGAACCAUCGAGGCGACGAAGAACUGCACGGAUCAACAGCAACUACCCACCGCUCUACGAAGACCCGCAAAUGGGUGGGCCUUCAAAUGCAGUUUCUGAAGUCGACUCUGCACCAGUCGAACCAGCACCACAAAUGGGUUAUGAUAACCCAAUUCCUUCUUACCCAGGUUCAGCUGGGUACAACCCGUUCGAGCAGCAAGCUUAUUCAGGUUAUAACUACAACAAUGUCCCUACCAUUAACCUGUACUUCGAGGCAGCAAACUACAAUCCUCUCUACCCUGAACCCUUUCCAGCUACGUACCCAACUGGGUACCCUGCAUAUGGGUAUCAAUACCCACCGCCUCCUCAACCUCAGCAGCUGCAGUCGCCGCAGCCACCGCAAAUUCAACCACCGCAGCAGCAAGAAAUCCUCGAGAGGUUGCACGAGGUAGAACAAAGGGUAGACGAAGAGCGUAGAAGCCGCCGCGAUCUACUAAAGGGUUUGGCAAACCUUAUUAAGGGGAAGAAGAAGAGGGAUUAUUAG